AUGGCACCCACCACAGCAAGAGAUGCUGUUGCAGCACCUAAAAUUGAAACUGCCUUGACAAUCAUUUUGGGCGUGGACUACUUCCAACAGGUGGAAGAAUCUGGAGAAGGAAAUGAUGGUAAAAUCCUAGCGUUCAUGCUGGAGACAAGGCACAAAGCCUUUGAUUGGAUUGUCAACCAGGAUCCAAUCCAGCUAGAGUAUAACUCUCCGAAUUUGGUUCAGAGAUUCCUUUUGGUACUCUUCUAUUACCAAACCACAAGGCAUCAACGAUGGAAGGAGUGCAAUCCACCAGCAACUCCCCAAGGAAGUGCAUUCUGCUAUGAACCAGACAUUGUAACUGGCGAAGCAACAUCAACCAUUUGGGGUGAUCAGUGGCUCUCUGCCAGUCAUGAAUGCCAGUGGGCUGGAGUGGCCUGUGAGACUGUACAGUCAAAAGAGAUGACAGUUGCUCGGCUACGAAUUCGAUGGAACCAGCUCAACGGCCCUCUCCCAUGGGAGAUUUCACAAUUGCCACACCUGAAACGUCUACAUUUGCAUGGCAACAUGCUGAGCGGAAUGCUUCCACCAAAGCUGCUCUCUUUUUCAUUGGAGUCGCUCCGGUUGGGCAACAACCAACUCUCAGGACCCAUCCCUGCUGGAUGGUUUGAAAUUCGCCAUGACGGAACUACAAUCCCCUCUGAAGUGGGGAUGCCCCCCUUGAAGACACUUCAUCUCGGCAACAAUUCACUGACAGGGUCUCUGCCACUGGACUUGUUCCACUUGGGUUCUUUGGGGAGUCUUUUUGUUGAUCAGAAUGAUCUCACGGGCACCCUGCCAAGUGAAAUUGGAUUGCUAACGCACUUGCAACUUAUCUUUUUGAGUCACACUGGCAUUGGAGGAACCUUACCCUCAGAGAUUGGUCUGGCAACCCAAUUGACUGAAUUUCGUGCUGCCUACUCCAAUAUGGAAGGGACACUCCCUGAAGAAAUGUACACUGGACUCACAGACCUUAUUGCUUUUGUGGGCAAUGAUUGUAACUUUUCUGGGACUAUCAGCCCAUUGCUUGGUCGUUUGACGGGCCUGCAGUGGCUGGGCCUAGCCAAUAACAACUUUGAUGGCACAAUUCCCAAUGAGAUUGAGUCACUGACUGACCUGGGUCGAUUGGAGGUGAAUGGGAAUCAGUUCACUGGCGCCGUUCCAGUGUCUGUCUGCCAAAAUCUUGCAUAUUUUACAGGUGAUGUUGCAGUUGUGGCUGACUGUUUGCCAAAUCCCGGAACAGGAGUUCCCACAAUCGAAUGUGGUGAUGAUUGCUGCACCAGUUGUUGCGACAACACAGGGGUAUGCCUUGCCAAUUGA
Seminavis robusta is the source of this 1335-nucleotide messenger RNA. The record is from the annotation of a GenBank genome assembly. Lineage: Eukaryota; Bacillariophyta; Bacillariophyceae; Naviculales; Naviculaceae.